Molecule: messenger RNA, 1242 nt
Organism: Penicillium odoratum
Lineage: Eukaryota; Fungi; Ascomycota; Eurotiomycetes; Eurotiales; Aspergillaceae
Exons: 1
Coding region: 1-1242 (413 amino acids)
Biological process (GO): carbohydrate metabolic process
Molecular function (GO): hydrolase activity, hydrolyzing O-glycosyl compounds
Source: RefSeq, a predicted model, not a curated record
AUGCAUCACAGCUGGCUCAUGACAAGCCUAUCUCUGCUUAUCACCCCACUAGUGGCGGCGACCCCAUCUUCGCAACCAGCCCACGCAGCGUCUCAAGUCUACGACACAACAGACACGCUCCCCCUCCCAAAUCUCGGCAACAUAGUCGCCCAUGACCCCAACAUCCUCCUCUGGGAAGACUACUACUACCUCUUCAAAGGCGACGUACACAUCCCCAUUCACCGCGCCCAAAACCUCAGCGGCCCAUGGGAAUCCGUCGGCACAGUCCUAGAGGGACCCUCAAUAAUCCACACCCAAAACCGCACUCGUCCCUGGGCGCCCACAACCAUCCAAGCAAAUGGUACAUUCUACUGCUACUACACGCUUAGCGAGCGUGGAUCCCGCAUCAGCGCCAUUGGAGUCGCAACAACAUCCUCUCUAGGCCAAAAUUCAAAUUGGACGGACCACGGCGCGAUAAUCCAUACCGGGAAAGGGAAGGGGUCGGAUAUCUUUCCGUUCACUGUGACUAAUGCCAUCGAUGCAUCCUUCAUCACGGAUAAUGCUACUGGACAGAGUUAUUUGAAUUACGGCAGUUACUGGGAAGAUAUCUGGCAGGUUCCUUUAUCGGAGGAUUUACUUUCGCUUAAGGAUCCUGAAAAACCUGAUGCGGUGCAUUUGACUUAUUUACCGGGUUUGAAGUCGAAGCCGGAGGAAGGGUCUUGGAUGAGUUUCCAUGAUGACUACUACUAUAUGUGGUUUAGUCAUGGGAAAUGUUGCAAGUUUCAUGAUGGGUUUCCUGCGGCUGGAAAGGAGUAUGAGAUUCGGGUUGGGAGGUCGAAGAAUGUGAGGGGUCCGUUUGAGGAUAAGGAGGGGACGGCUUUGCUUGAUGGUGGUGGGACGAUUGUUUAUGCUUCCAAUCAUGGGGUUGUCUAUGCUCCUGGUGGGCUUGGAGUGUUGGCUGGGAAUGAUUCCGUCCCGGAUGUUCUUUACUACCAUUAUCUGAACACGAGUAUUGGGUUUACUGAUGAGGUGAGUGUUGUCACUUGGAUUCUUGUUAAGGACUUUGCUGAUUAUCAACAGGAUGCUCAUAUGGGCUGGAACUAUCUGAACUAUGAAGAUGGAUGGCCUGUGGUCGUUGAUGGGAUUGAUAUUAAUUCAUCGAGUGCGGGAUCGCUCCUUUCUGUGCCAGGCUGGUUGGCAUUGAUGAUGAUGAGUAUGUCCUACCUUACGACUUUUAGUGGAUCUGGAUUUUUGCUAACAUAA